Molecule: messenger RNA, 285 nt
Organism: Microthlaspi erraticum
Lineage: Eukaryota; Viridiplantae; Streptophyta; Magnoliopsida; Brassicales; Brassicaceae
Source: the annotation of a GenBank genome assembly
AUGGAUUUCACCCCAUCGAGACCAACGGUCAAGGCGCGCGUAGACGAAGAGCGCGCAGAAGGAAUCACCAACGACGAGCCAACUAGCUGCGACGACCCAAACCUUCACGACGCGGGAAGGUUCAACAAGUUCGAAGCGUGCGACGAGCCAAGUCUAAGCGUUCGAAACGACGACGCACCACAAACGCGGAGUAAGAAGUUAAUGGGCCAGACCAACGUCGACUUGGGCCGAACCAACAUCAACGAUUCGAGCCGAGGCCCACGACGCACUUGUGAUUUGCCCUAG